Messenger RNA from Anopheles nili, 891 nucleotides. RefSeq names its product exosome complex component RRP4 (gene Rrp4). The transcript has 3 exons. Gene Ontology annotation, molecular function: RNA binding. Gene Ontology annotation, biological process: U4 snRNA 3'-end processing; TRAMP-dependent tRNA surveillance pathway; poly(A)-dependent snoRNA 3'-end processing. Lineage: Eukaryota; Metazoa; Arthropoda; Insecta; Diptera; Culicidae. The record is from RefSeq and is a predicted model, not a curated record. Gene Ontology annotation, cellular component: cytoplasmic exosome (RNase complex); nuclear exosome (RNase complex). Bases 1 to 891 code for a protein of 296 amino acids.
AUGUCUUCGCACGUUACCAUACGCCUAGCCUCAGACCGAGUGGAAAUCCCGUUGAUAACUGAUGAAGGAAAGAAUCAACGGUUGUUUACACCCGGUGAAGUCGUCACAGAACAACAAGGCUUUAUGCGUGGUCAUGGAACAUACAUGGAAGAUGAUAUGAUCAAAUCUUCCGUAGCGGGUGUGAUGGUGCAGGUUAACAAGCUCAUCACGGUUAAGGCGUUGAAAGGUCGGUACGUAGGGGAGAUCGGUGACGUUGUUGUGGCGCGGGUAACCGAGGUUCAAGAGAAGCGCUGGAAGGUCGACACAAACUCCCGGUUGGAUUCGGUGCUGCUGCUGUCGUCUGUGAACCUGCCCGGUGGUGAAUUACGGCGACGAGGUGCGGAAGAUGAAAAACAGAUGCGAAAAUAUCUACAGGAAGGAGAUUUGAUAUCUGCCGAAGUACAAAACGUCCACUCCGAUGGAGUGCUAUCGUUGCACACACGAAGUUUGAAGUACGGUAAACUGUCCCAGGGAAUUUUGGUGAAGGUGUUUCCUUCGCUUAUCCAACGCCGCAAAACGCAUUUCCACAAUUUAUCAUGUGGCGCUUCAAUCAUUCUGGGCAACAAUGGUUUUAUUUGGAUAGCACCGAUCACCAAUAGUGAAGGUGGAGAAGGAGGAGGUUUCACACAAAACCUGGAAGAUGUAGUUAGCAAAGAGGACCGAAAAACGAUUGCUCGUUUGAAGAACUGCAUCCUGGCACUCGCCCACUGUAAGAUGAUGUUGUACGAUACUAGCAUACUGUACGCAUAUGAGGAAUCCUUGAAAUAUGAUGUUUCGGAGCUGCUCCAUCAGGAAUGUAUGACUGAUGUAGCUUUCUUGACUCAGCAUCGCUUACGGGUGCAAGAAGUAUAA